GAUGGAUGGAGGAGGUGGAGGGUUGAUAAACUGAGUCGCAGCAGUUCUGACUCUCACUUCUGUCCUGCCCCCCUCCCCACGUCCCAGCAGGCCCUGCACUGCCACGUGUGAGUCGGUGUCGUAGAGUCGUUGCUCGCCCACAGCGCCCCCUGCAGUCAUGUGUGAUGAUGAGGAGAGCACCGCUCUGGUCUGUGAUAAUGGAUCUGGUCUCUGUAAGGCCGGGUUCGCCGGAGAUGAUGCCCCCAGAGCCGUCUUCCCCUCCAUCGUGGGCCGGCCCAGGCACCAGGGGGUGAUGGUGGGUAUGGGACAGAAGGACAGCUACGUUGGAGACGAGGCUCAGAGUAAGAGAGGAAUCCUGACCCUGAAGUAUCCCAUCGAACACGGCAUCAUCACCAACUGGGAUGACAUGGAGAAGAUCUGGCAUCACUCCUUCUACAACGAGCUGCGAGUGGCUCCAGAGGAACAUCCCACCCUCCUGACUGAAGCCCCACUCAACCCCAAGGCCAACAGGGAGAAGAUGACCCAGAUCAUGUUUGAGACCUUCAAUGUCCCCGCCAUGUAUGUGGCCAUUCAGGCCGUCCUGUCCCUGUACGCCUCCGGACGAACCACAGGUAUCGUCCUGGACUCUGGUGAUGGCGUCACCCACAACGUGCCGAUCUACGAGGGUUACGCUCUGCCUCACGCCAUCAUGAGGUUGGACCUGGCGGGACGUGACCUCACCGACUACCUCAUGAAGAUCCUCACCGAGCGAGGCUACAGCUUCGUGACCACCGCGGAGAGAGAGAUUGUGCGGGACAUCAAGGAGAAGUUGUGUUACGUGGCUCUGGACUUCGAGAAUGAGAUGGGGACGGCGGCGACCUCGUCCUCUCUGGAGAAGAGCUACGAGCUUCCUGACGGGCAGGUCAUCACCAUCGGCAAUGAGAGGUUCCGCUGCCCUGAGACGCUCUUCCAGCCCUCCUUCAUUGGUAUGGAGUCAGCUGGUAUCCAUGAGACAACCUACAACAGCAUCAUGAAGUGUGACAUCGACAUCCGUAAAGACCUGUACGCCAACAACGUGCUGUCUGGAGGAACCACCAUGUACCCGGGUAUCGCCGACCGCAUGCAGAAGGAGAUCACAGCGCUGGCCCCCAGCACCAUGAAGAUCAAGAUCAUUGCCCCCCAGAGAGGAAGUACUCAGUGUGGAUCGGCGGCUCCAUCCUGGCCUCCCUCUCCACCUUCCAGCAGAUGUGGAUCAGCAAGCAGGAGUACGAACGAGGCCGGACGCUCCAUCGUCCACGCAAGUGCUUCUAAGAGAUCCACAUGUCCUCACAGCUCACUGUCAGUGCUGAUGACACCACUGACCACAAGUCUGUCCAAACAACAUGGCGUCAGUUUCCUCUGA
This is a messenger RNA of Seriola dumerili (greater amberjack), 1381 nucleotides long. RefSeq names its product actin, alpha skeletal muscle B-like (gene acta2). Bases 158 to 1381 code for a protein of 407 amino acids. The record is from RefSeq and is a predicted model, not a curated record. Lineage: Eukaryota; Metazoa; Chordata; Actinopteri; Carangiformes; Carangidae. The transcript is spliced from 10 exons.